Suillus clintonianus is the source of this 1170-nucleotide messenger RNA. RefSeq lists its product as uncharacterized. The record is from RefSeq and is a predicted model, not a curated record. The transcript has 6 exons. Bases 1 to 1170 code for a protein of 389 amino acids. NCBI's taxonomy places the organism in Eukaryota, Fungi, Basidiomycota, Agaricomycetes, Boletales, Suillaceae.
AUGUCUACUGUCCCUGAUACAGAAGUACAGUGUUUCUCACAGCGUGCCGCUGAUGGCAUAUACGAUCGUGUGGCCGACGCAAUAAACAACCUUGGCAAAGACGCUUUAGGAGACGCCGACUUCGGCAUUGAUUGGAUCACGACCGUGCAAGACAAUUACAGCGGGACCAACUGGUCCUAUGUAAAUGCAAAGGAUGGUCACCCAUUCAGGACCAACAUCGUCGGGCAAAUCACAACUUCUUCUUGCGGUACAAAACAUUCUGCGAAAGGAACACACUUCACCAAAAAGAACAAACCACUCGAAGACAGUGAUACAGUCAAAUGGAAAUGGGCCCUUUCUAAGCCCACGAUGUGCUCACCAAAGUUACAAGACAUCUGGGAAAAUCAAUUGACGUCCAUUGAGGAUUGGAUCACCGAGGAAAAAAAGAGGGCAGCGACGGGAUCCAAAGUCAAUGUAUGCAUCAACAAGAGCUCGCAGGACUUACAAUACGCAGAUCUUAUCAUUCUCACUUCUCAACGUAUCUAUGAAAAAUCAGAUGGCAAAAACACGACAUCCGCUGACCAGAACACUGCUCCUCGACGUACGAAACGGAAGGUUGCAAAUGAAAACAGUGCUAUGGAACAACAGUCCACUCCGAUCUCCACAGCUUCCAUUGCGAGCGCGAGCUCAAACACGAGUGUACCAGCACCUACCGCGAACAAAGUCACUGCAGGAGCAUUGUAUGACCCCAGAAUCCUCCCUGACUAUCGCGGAUCCUAUUUUCAAUUAAGGCAGAACAUGCUUCGGCAACUGAACAUCUACGACACUCCAGAGAACAAUCUAAAGCUGAUCCCCAUGCAUGAGACGUACUCGAAAUUGAGACCAGGCACCCUCGUUCUCGCCGUCUGCGAUGCUCACGUAUACAACAUAGUACAAAGUGGCCUGCCCACUAGCACUUUCCAACUCGGUGUACAAGCGAUAAAGGUCCUCGCACCAUCAGAUGAGCCUAUCGAAGAACGCUUCAUCCCUGUACUCUCCACAACAUCGACUGCCCUAAACAAAGAUGAUUCCGCCAUUGCAGCCUUCUCAACCUUCGAUGUCGCGACCAAUCCUACCAAAAAACAGAAAUCUGUUGGCGAACAGAAGAAAGAGGGAAAGGGAAAAGGAAAAGAGAAAGAAAAAAUGGACUGA